Messenger RNA from Lolium perenne, 3336 nucleotides. Its product is annotated as NF-X1-type zinc finger protein NFXL1-like. The record is from RefSeq and is a predicted model, not a curated record. Lineage: Eukaryota; Viridiplantae; Streptophyta; Magnoliopsida; Poales; Poaceae. Gene Ontology annotation, molecular function: RNA polymerase II transcription regulatory region sequence-specific DNA binding; DNA-binding transcription factor activity, RNA polymerase II-specific; zinc ion binding. Gene Ontology annotation, cellular component: nucleus. Gene Ontology annotation, biological process: regulation of DNA-templated transcription.
CACCUCCCCGCCUCCGCCCCCAACUCCCCAACGGAGGACACGCCACACCUGGGCUUCCCGCUCCGCCGCCGCAUGCAACCCUCCACCGAUCGCCGCCACGGCAACGGCCCAGCCACGGCCGCCUCCCCUGCCUUAUGGCGGCCCCGAUCCGCUGCUGCGCGUAACCCCGCCGCCGCCGACCCCCGUCCCUACGGCGCCCAUGACGACGCCGCCCCCAUCCUGCCCCUCCCCAACCCGCCAUCCCACGCCCGCCCGCACCGUCGCCGCCACCGCCCCAACCGCCGCCCCGCCCCGCCGCAGGACAGGGCUCCGGCCAACCACCGACCACCGCCGCAGGAGAGGGCUCCGCUCGCGCCAGCGCCAGCGCCCGCCCCUGUCAUCACAGGGGUGCCGCAGCUGGUGCAGGAGAUCCAGGACAAGCUGGCCCGUGGCGCAGUCGAGUGCAUGAUCUGCUACGACGCGGUGCGCAGGUCGGCGCCCGUCUGGUCCUGCGCCAGCUGCUUCUCCAUCUUCCACCUCCCCUGCAUCCGCAGGUGGGCGCGGGCCCCGGCCUCCUCCGUCUCCGACGCCGCCUCCUGGCGCUGCCCGGGGUGCCAGUCCGUGCACGCCGUCGCCGCGCGCGACGUCGCAUACACCUGCUUCUGCGGCCGCCGCCACGACCCGCCCAACGACCUCUUCCUCACCCCGCACUCCUGCGGCGAGCCAUGCUCCAAGCCGCUCGGCAAGGGCGACGACGACGAUGCUGCUUCCACCAGGUGCCCCCACGUCUGCGUGCUCCAGUGCCACCCGGGCCCAUGCCCGCCCUGCAAGGCGUUCGCGCCAGACCGCCCCUGCCCCUGCGGCAAGCGGACCAUCGCGCGGCGCUGCGCGGACCGGACCACGCCCGUCACCUGCGGCCAGCGCUGCGAACGCCUCCUCCCCUGCCGGCGCCACCGCUGCGAGAAGCCCUGCCACACGGGGCCCUGCGGGGACUGCCAGGUCACCUUCCCCGCCCGCUGCUUCUGCGGCAACAAAACAAACACCAUCCCGUGCGGCGAGAUGACGGGGAGCCUUUCGGACACCGCCGCCGCCGGCGCGUUCUCCUGCGGCGAGGCGUGCGGGCACGGCCUGGCGUGCGGGAACCACGCCUGCGAGGCCGCGUGCCACGCGGGGCCGUGCGGGGAGUGCCGGCUCCUGCCGGGGACGGUCACCGCGUGCCACUGCGGCAAGACGCGGCUGCAGGGGACGCGGGCGAGCUGCCUGGACCCGAUCCCUGCCUGCGACAAGGUCUGCGACAAGAGGCUGCCGUGCGGGGCGCAUAGGUGCAAUGUCACGUGCCACGAGGGGAGGUGCCCGCCGUGCUCGGCGCGGGUCGAGCAGAGGUGCCGCUGCGGCUCGUCGGGCCGGAUGGUGGAGUGCUACAAGGCCUCGAUGGAACAGUUCCGUUGCAGCAAGCCCUGCGGCCGCAAGAAGAACUGCGGGAGGCACCGGUGCAGCGAGUGCUGCUGCCCGCUGUCGAACCCGUUCGCUCGGCAUGAAGGUGGCGGCGUCAGCGUGGAUCCUCAUUUCUGCCGGAUACCGUGCGGCAAGAAGCUCCGGUGCGGGCAGCAUGGCUGCCAGCACCUCUGCCACAGCAGGCACUGCGAUCCCUGCCGCGAGACCAUAUUCAGCGAUCUCACCUGCGCCUGCGGCAGGACAUCCAUUCCGCCGCCGCAGCCGUGCGGCACGCCGACUCCGUCGUGCCCGCACCCGUGCACCGUCCCUCAGGCCUGUGGGCAUCCAGCUUCGCAUCAGUGCCAUUUUGGGGACUGCCCGCCUUGCGUUGUGCCGGUGACGAGGGAAUGCAGCGGGGGGCAUGUGAUGUUGAGGAACAUCCCUUGCGGUUCGAAGGAUAUCAGAUGCAACCAGCCUUGUGGGAAGAACCGGCAAUGCGGACUGCACGCUUGCGCUAGGACUUGCCACCCUUCCCCUUGUGAUCCACCGCCACCCGCAAGUGGAGAUGCUAGUUCAAGCUCUGGGAGCAAGGCUUCAUGUGGACAGUCAUGUGGUGUCCCGAGGAGGGAAUGCAAGCACACUUGCAAUGCCCCAUGCCACCCGUCAUCACCCUGCCCAGAUGUGAGAUGCGAAGUCCGUGUGGCUAUUGCCUGCUCUUGUGGCCGUAUCACUUCAACUGUGCCCUGCAGCGCCGGAGGAUCAUACCACAAUGGUGAUAGUAUGCUCGACAUCUCCAUCAUAGAGCAGCUGCCAAGGCCUCUCCAGCCAGUGGAUUCAAAUGGGAAGAGGGUACCUCUUGGCCAGAGGAAACUCUGCUGUGAUGAGGAGUGUGCGAAAAUGGAGAGGAAAAGAGUCCUUGCUGAAGCUUUUGACAUCACACAGCCCAAUCUGGACGCACUGCAUUUCGGUGAGAACUCGAAUGCCUCGGAUUUGGUUUCUGAUCUUUACCGGCGCGAGCCGAAGUGGGUGCUGGCCAUAGAGGAGAGGUGCAAAUUUCUUGUGCUUGGGAAGACGAGAGGAAAUUCUUCAAGCAACAUCAAGGUCCAUGUCUUCUGUCACAUGACCAAGGAUAAGAGGGAUGCUAUCAGGCUCAUUGCAGAUAGGUGGAAGCUGUCUGUUCAGGCGGUCGGUUGGGAGCCCAGGCUGUUUGUUACCAUCCAUGUCACACCCAAGUCGAAGGUGCCUGCUCGUGUUCUGGGCUCCAAGGCUGGUGUCCCUGUUUCGGCUUCGCAUCCUUACUUUGAUCCCAUGGUGGAUAUGGACCCGAGGCUCGUUGUUGCAAUGCUGGACCUGCCAAGGGAGGCUGAUGUUAGCUCUCUAGUCUUGAGGUUUGGUGGCGAGUGUGAGUUGGUUUGGCUCAACGACAAGAAUGCCCUGGCAGUCUUCGGUGAUCCAGCUAGAGCCGCCACAGCUCUCAGGCGGCUGGACUAUGGGUCUGCUUACCAGGGUGCUUCAAUGUUUUGCCCAAGCAGCAUCACUCAGGCUUCAGCAUCAGGCAAUGUGUGGGUUGGAGCACAGAGAGAGGGAGGAUCGGUUGCAAAGACCAGUGCCAAUCCGUGGAAGAUGGCUGGUGCCUCGGAGUCUGACCCAUCUGUAGGCUGGGCGGUACUUGGUCAUUCUGCGGGGACAAGUGUGCUUGGUCAAGCUCCAGGGUCAGCGUGGAGACGUGGUGAUGCUGCUGGCCAGGUCAUGGAUACAAACAGAUGGAAUGCUCUGGAGUCUGCUACCACAAGCACCAGGCCAAUCGCCGGUGCUGGGCAAGCACUGGAGAAGCUGCAGCCAGACUUUGAAGUGGAAGACUGGGAAGAAUCAUGCGAGUGAGGCUGUUUGGUCGAGAUGGCUAGUUUUUAUUCAGAUACUGUA